AUUGAACUAUACAUCUCUCCACAGGGCUAUACACCUUUGCAUUUAGCUGUACAAUUCGGCAAGGAUAAUAUUUUUGAGUUACUUUGCAAUGUUUACAAGGCGAACCGUGACGAUUUGGAUUGGAGUGGACGAAAGCCGUUAGAUUAUCGCAAACAAAGUACAAAAUUGGUUUCCGCUUCCACGUUUAGCAAAAUCAAAGCCAGGAAAAAACAUUCAGAAAAAGACCUGGGUUUUCUUCGAAUUGGAUCCUUGAAUGUGCGGGUGAAAAAAACUACGGAAGCAUUUAGCAAUUUCUUGGGUGUUGGUAACAAUAGUAAUUUGCAAUAUGGAAACAAUUCAAAUGAUAUAAGCCAUCGGGUUCUCCAACCAAGGGGAAGUGUCCCCAUUUCGUCUUUUGAUAUGAUCCAUAAAUCUUGGGGAUCGGCUGAUAAUAUCCCACCGGUAAUGAUGCCACCAAAAUAUAAUACGGUGAAAAAACGAAGAGCAAAGCGUGCUGCUGAGUAUUUGAAUACAGUUCGUAGCGUUCCAACAACACCGAAUCAAUCUCGAUCAAACACGAUUCAUUCACUGUCCGAACAUCCACAAACAGAGUCUGAUUCCGAUACUGCUGCUGGUUUUGAUUCUAACUGGAAAUAAUUUAAGAAUGCAUUCCUGAUAGAUUUAUUCAUUCUAUACAUACGUCAUUAUAUAAAAUUAUUAAAAAUUCAAGCCUUUAUGGGCAGAACUGGAACCGUUUAUUUGUUCUAACAAACUCCUUACGUUCGCAGUUCUUACAACAUAUACGUUCCUAUUUGCGAGCACAUUCAUGGCAAAAGAGGUAACUACUUUUUAAAAAAAUCAGCAGAACUGAAAUUAACAACAAUUGAUUCAAUGUGUAUUACUUAAGUGGUUUUUGUGAUUUAUCUACAGCUAAAUGUAAGAAAAUGAACAUUUUUACUAGAAAUUUAUGUUAAAAUAUUUUUAUCACCUAGAAUCUAGAAAGUUAGAAUAGUUGGAAUUCUAAAAAUUGUCUAUUUAAUAGAUAAAAAAAACAUAUUUUCUAUUAAUAAUUUUCGUAAGCACUCCAAUAUAUAAUAAUUCAAUCCUCACUAAUGAUUUCAAUUAAAAUAAAACUUUUUUUUUGCAACGAAUAUGUUCAUGAAUUACAUUUCGUCAGAACAAUCGUAGUCAGCAAUGUUUAUGAGUAGAUCAUAAGUUUCAAUGAAUAAAUAUUUUAUUUGACUUUUCUACGUUAUCAAAAUAUAAAAA
Molecule: messenger RNA, 1248 nt
Organism: Sitodiplosis mosellana (orange wheat blossom midge)
Lineage: Eukaryota; Metazoa; Arthropoda; Insecta; Diptera; Cecidomyiidae
Gene: sowah
Exons: 5
Molecular function (GO): protein binding
Source: RefSeq, a predicted model, not a curated record